This is a messenger RNA of Nematostella vectensis (starlet sea anemone), 1777 nucleotides long. Its product is annotated as histone-arginine methyltransferase METTL23. Gene Ontology annotation, cellular component: nucleus; cytoplasm. Lineage: Eukaryota; Metazoa; Cnidaria; Anthozoa; Actiniaria; Edwardsiidae. The transcript has 5 exons. The record is from RefSeq and is a predicted model, not a curated record. The coding region runs from base 186 to 713 and encodes 175 amino acids.
AAAUUACGGAAGAACAGAGAGAGACAAAACGCAAACUACUUUUCAGCCGCCAUCUUGAAAUUUUCUUAAAAAAAGGGGCCUGGGGCGAGUAUUCUUCCACCCUGGGAGCUCUGGGAGAAACGCCUGGUGAUCUUUGCUAUUUCCCGCGAGAGUUUGGUCAAGUUUGAAUGUUGACAAUAUUGUGAAUGAAUUCAGAGAAAGUAUUCCAUUUCCACGAUGGUGACGAUGAAUUAACGGUUAAAAUUCCCGAGGUUGUACAUCCGCAGUAUGGCAUGUUUACCUGGCCAUGUGCUCUAGUCCUCGCUCAGUUUGUCUGGCAUAAUCGGUCUUUGAUACAGGGGAAGAAAGUCCUUGAGAUAGGCGCAGGUACCGCCCUUCCUGGGAUUGUUGCUGCCAAAUGUGGAGCUCUUGUUUCACUGAGUGACAGCGAGGAUUACCCAGAAUGCCUGGCAAACUGUCAUAAGAGUAUUCAAGCUAAUAAUGUGCAGACAUUGGAUGUUCUAGGUGUGACAUGGGGACAGUAUUCACCAAACCUUAUUAAUCUGCCCAGCCAGGAUAUCAUUCUGGGCUCAGAUUGUUUCUAUGAUCCAAAAGACUUCAAUGGUAUUUUAGCGACCAUCUCAUACCUACUGGAGAAGAACCAGAAUGCACAAUUCUGGAUGACUUACCAAGAAAGAAGGUUAGUUCAAAUUGGUCCAUUGCCCAUCUUCUGAAAACAUGGGGUUUGCAGUGUGUUCAGGUCCCACUUGAGGUGUUUGGCGCAGACAAGGAACUUGUGGGAGGAAGCAAGCUGUCAAGUAAACACACAAUUCAGAUGCUGCAGAUUACCACAGUCCAUCAAAAUUAACAAGCCUUUUCAGACAAUCAUGUUCAUCAAGGUGACAUCCAUGCAUGUGGUUUGACAAUCAUUUGUUCGAUUCAAACAAACAUUAUAAGAAAAGAAAAUAUCAUUAGUUUUAUUUCGAUUUUUGAAGUGACACCUGAAAUUGAUCUCUACUAACACAGCGAGGUAUAUAGGUUUGCAUAAAACAAAACCAUUACCCACAUUUCGCUCCCGUGACUGUUCCUAUGUUGUAGCCUCCGAUGUUGAGAAAUGGGCUGUAGGGCUGUAACUUUUUUUAGCUCUGUGUUUGGGCCGGUAUCUAGUGGGUUAUGGUGCGCUGGUGCACCGUCAUAAAUAAAAAUGACGUUUUCGUUGGGUAAAGAUUCAGUCAUGUUUGUGAAGUCGUUGAAUCUUUGUGCAUUUAUUCCCCCGAUGAUAGAAAAGUGGAAGAUAAGACCGUUAGUGGGUGAAAUAGGCAAAGUGACUGUGAUAUUUCUUCCAAUUUGACCACAUACUUGGUGGUACGCUCUCUCUCCCCCCUUCUAGCUUUUCCCUGUGUUCGAGGGGUUUCUUGGUGGCAUUUCUCAUACAAACGUUUUCUGUUUUUCUAUAGCGAACGAGUGAGUAUAUGUUUUUUGCUUUUAUAAACCCUCCACAAAAAGUGUUGUUUGUUUGUUUUGUUUUUUGUUAAAAAUUAUUUAUAGUUCUAUAUUUCUCUUAAUUUUAGGAGCCCACUGUUUAAAGAAAAGAGAAAAAUAGUAACUCUAAUGAAAUUUUAUUUUUCCUUGUUGUUUGGUUUAAAUCGGAUAAAUGGUUGUCAAACCACAUUGAUGAAUGUCACAUUGAUGAACAUGAUUGUCUGAAAAGGCUUAUUGAUUAUCUUUGUUUAUGUUAAUAGCACUAAUGAAUUUUCUAUUUUUUAUAACUGAUAGUCAAUAAACGCUACUGAUUGUC